GCUGACCAACGUAGAACUUUGUGUUGUAAGUUCAACGUACGCACCAGUAUUAAUAUCUUAUUUUAGGUGGUUAAUUUUAGAAGCAGCAGACCAAUACCUUAUCGAACGAAACUCUGCUUAUCCAAAGGGCAACCCGCAUCCAGUUUCUAGAGCCGCACCUUGACUGACAAACCGGCAAGAAAUAUCAACGGAAACCAUGAACCAAGAAGAUCUCUACUGGUUCACGUUCAUUCUCGUGACCUUACUUGGUUUCUACACCUACAAGCUGCUCACCCGUAAUCGCUCGUACUUCCGCGUGCUACGAGUACCUCAUGAAAAGCCUCAUUUCAUGUACGGAAAUCUAAGCGAUGUACUCAGUGGAAAGCUGACAACGAUGGAAAAGCUCGAACAGUAUUAUCAGAAAUUUUCCACCCAUGGAUUUUUUGGAUUCUUUAACUACAUGACGCCGGCUUUGUACGUGCGCGACCCGAAGCUUAUACGACAAGUACUACAGCAGAACAUGGACCACUUUGGGAGUCACGGAUAUUUUUUGGACGAGAAUAAAGAUCGUUUUCUCGGCACUCAGCUGCAUCUCGUGAAGGAUACCGAAAAGGCUACCCAAAUGUCAUACUUCCUGUUACCCCUUUUCAAAUGCUCGACCACACUCGGCGGAAUGAAAGGAAUGAUGCAGAAGAAUUGCUCGGCGUUGGUUAAAUUUAUCUCUUCACGGGCCGAUUUGGAGCUUGAGAUAAAGGCCAUCUGUCUCAAACACCUUCUGAACGUGUUCGCCGGAUGCUCUUUUGGCAAGGAGAUAAACGCGUUCGAAGAUGAUUCCGAUCGUUUCUGUACGAUUGCGAGCGGACUGGCGUACGGCACAAAUCCGGUGCAGGUGCUUAAAACGAUCGCGUUCUAUGUGGCACCGGGUCUGAUGCGUAACAUGAACGUUCAAUUUUCGGAUAGUCAAGAGAUUGAAUAUCUUGUGAAACAAUUCCAAACUGCUGCUUCGGAGGCGAAUAGUCAUUCCAUGCCGCGUGUGCUAAGCAAGGCAAACGAGAAGUUAGCGAAUCCCCAGGAACAGCUCAACGAUGAACAGCUGACGGCGCACUGUGCAACGUUCUUUACGAAAGGAUUCGAGCCGACACUAAACUUACUCUCAUUUGCCAUCUACGAGUUGGCUCAAAAUCAACAAGUUCAAUCAAAGCUCUACGAUGAAAUCAAAAGUAAAGCAUCUUCUGGUGACACAUCCAUCGAUUGCAUUCGGUCACUUCCCUACCUCGAGGCGAUCGUUAAAGAAACCCUACGCAAAUGGCCUCCGCAUCCACUGCUGGUACGCGAGUGUACCAAACCGUUUACCAUCCCAGCCUCGGAGAACGGUGACCGAGCGGCCAUUCCACUGAAGGUAGGCGAUAAGGUGUACGUGUCUGUUUGGGCCCUGCACCGGAACGAAGAGUACUACCCCGAACCGGAACAAUUCCGUCCGGAACGAUGUUUUGGAGGGGACGGAACGAACGCGCCUGCGAACACCUUCAUCCCAUUCGGUAUUGGACGCGGUUGUUUGGGGCAGGAGUUUGUGAAAAUGGUGGUAAUGGCCAGUUUAGUAUCGAUCGUGCAGCGAUUCAAACUGACGCCCGGCGAAAGGACGUCGGAACCGUUGAAAUUGAUCGAAACAGGCUCUUCGGUGGAGGCUAGGGAUGGUUUGUGGAUACGAUUGGAACCGCGGCACAAAUGAUCUUAGCUGUUGUGAACACUAUGUAGCAAUAAAUAGAAUUAAAUUGUAUUUUGAACACUCCGAAAGGGUAUCGCAUAGAACGGCAAUUAAAGUUGAUUUACGAA
Messenger RNA from Anopheles coustani, 1812 nucleotides. Its product is annotated as cytochrome P450 9b2-like. Gene Ontology annotation, molecular function: oxidoreductase activity, acting on paired donors, with incorporation or reduction of molecular oxygen; iron ion binding; monooxygenase activity. Lineage: Eukaryota; Metazoa; Arthropoda; Insecta; Diptera; Culicidae. The coding region runs from base 197 to 1708 and encodes 503 amino acids. The record is from RefSeq and is a predicted model, not a curated record. The transcript has 3 exons.